Molecule: messenger RNA, 1773 nt
Organism: Stomoxys calcitrans (stable fly)
Lineage: Eukaryota; Metazoa; Arthropoda; Insecta; Diptera; Muscidae
Product: zinc finger protein 180
Exons: 3
Coding region: 186-1733 (515 amino acids)
Cellular component (GO): nucleus
Molecular function (GO): zinc ion binding
Source: RefSeq, a predicted model, not a curated record
GUUUUUAAUUUUAUAUUUAUCGGUGAAAUUGAUAAUACCAGCCUUUCAAUAUUUGGAAUCUAAGCGAUAUCAAGCUGUUAAAAGUUACAUUAAGCCAUUCAUACAUUUUCCAAGAAAGGUCUGGUGUAACCCAUGAUUCCAAGUUGUUUGGUUUUGUUUACCUUAGUAAAUGGAAAAUUGUAACAAUGGAUAAUAUAUCCGAACUAACUUGUAGAGUUUGUUUACACGAACAGCAGGUUUUAAUUAACGUUUUUGAAGAAUUGGAUGACUUGCAAACCAAUCUCAGUAGCUUGCUGGAAAAAUGUGGGGACAUGCAGGUUGAAGAAAAUGAUGUCUUUCCUAAAUAUUUGUGCGAAGAAUGUACGCAGGAGCUGCUUAUAGCGGCACAAUUUAGGGAAAAGUGCAUUAAAUCACAGAAAGUAUACGACGAGGCAAUGAAGGUAUGCAAUGUGGAUGAUAUUGAUGGUGACAAUUUCAACCAAAUCAUUGAAUACUCGGAUGGGGAAAGUGAUAAUGUUGCAGCCUGUGAAGACCAGGUAGUACCUGAAUCAAAAAAUACACAUUCUUUAUGCACAAGUCCAACCGAGGCUGAAGAACAAAAUUUGAAUAAUAAUAAUGAAAUUGAAGAUAACCUUUAUGUGGUGGGUGAUGUCGUUGAUGUAACAUCAUUUCAGCAUAAUUUAGCUGUGCAACAAUCAACUCCACAGGAAAUAGCCAGUACGGAUGCCAUAAUUGAUAAUGUUGAUGUUAUUGAAGAAGGAUCUUGUGAUGUAGAUUGCCGCGAAGAUUCUAACAACUAUGAAGUUCAUAUAGAUUUGUCAAACAGUUCCUUUGUCAAAGCGCUACCAAUUAGAUCAAAAAGAGAUAAAUCCUAUAAAUGUGACAUUUGCGGGGCGGUAUUUGUCCAAGCCAUUAAUUUACAAAAACAUUUACAGAAAACCCAUAUCGCUGCUCAGUACUAUACAUGCGAUAUAUGUAAUCACUGGUUUUCUGUGGAAGUUGAACUCUUAAAACAUGCAAAGCAUUGUAGGGAGCAGAAUUUGGAACAAGAUAACCUUAACGAAAAUAAAAAUAAGUCGUUUUCGGGACCCAUUUUAAGCAAUGCGCAGCAUGUGGAAAACCAAAAAAGGUGCAAUUAUUGCGAAAGGGAUUUUCAGACACCUUUUGCCCUUAGAAUGCACAUGCGAUCGCAUACUGGGGAAAGACCUUUUCCGUGUCAGUAUUGCAAUAAAUCAUUCAAAACUCAGUCAUCAUUGAGCGCACAUACCAAAAGGCAUACAGGUCAAGCGGAUUUCGUGUGUUCGGUUUGUGGCAAGUCAUUUUAUGAACGAGGGAAUCUAGAUGUCCAUAUGCGAAGCCAUACUGGUGAAAAGCCCCAUUCUUGCUCUAUGUGCAACAAAUCGUUUACAAGGGUUUUUCUGCUUGAAUUGCAUAUGAGGACGCACACGGGAGAAAAGCCUUACUCAUGUUCCUUUUGCGAUAAAAGUUUCCGGCAGCGAUCGGACUGGAAAAAUCAUUUGAGUACACACACCGGCGUUAAACAAUUUAAUUGUAACUUCUGUUCCAAAGGCUACAUAAAAAGAACGUCACUUGCCCAACAUUUGAGAACACAUUCAGCUAUACAAAUCGAAAUGGAUAAUGACAUCUCACAGGAAACCAAUAAUAAUGAACAUUCCGAAGGUGUUGAAAACUUUGGUGACAUAAUAACAAGCGAGGAAGACUAUCCGUCGUAGAUAUUUUUUAAAAUAAAUACAUACAUACUUUAUUGCUAAA